Messenger RNA from Diceros bicornis minor, 3598 nucleotides. It is a transcript of the gene PPWD1, whose product is annotated as peptidylprolyl isomerase domain and WD repeat containing 1. The transcript has 11 exons. Gene Ontology annotation, biological process: protein peptidyl-prolyl isomerization. Bases 1746 to 3443 code for a protein of 565 amino acids. Gene Ontology annotation, molecular function: peptidyl-prolyl cis-trans isomerase activity; protein binding. NCBI's taxonomy places the organism in Eukaryota, Metazoa, Chordata, Mammalia, Perissodactyla, Rhinocerotidae. The record is from RefSeq and is a predicted model, not a curated record.
AUUAAAAUGUGAUCUUUCUGAAAGCUCAAAUCUUAAUUUAUCACUCUCCCUACUUGACUCUUCAGUGGUUUCUCAUUAUUUUCAAAACAAGUCCAAACUCUCUAACAUGGCAUACACGGACCUUCAUGUUAUGGUCUCUCCUUACCUCCCCAGCACAUUUCCGUUACUUCACUUUCCUAACCCCUGUCUUCCUCUUGACUGUGCUCCAGCCGUACUAAAGCACUUGAGAAUGGGUCAUGCUCUUUUUCUCCUCUGGAUGCCUGCCGGGGGUAUCAUGGUGCUUCUACCUGGAAUAAUUACCCUCACUCCUUUCACUUGGGUAACUUUUGUUCAGCCUUUACCACUCAGCUCAGCUAUCACUUCCUCUGGGAAGCCUGUGACUUCUCCAGUCUGGGCUUGGUUUUAAAGCACUUUGAUCAGAACUCUGAGGUCACAUUUAUCGCACAGAAUUUACAGAUAAUCUUCACGUUUUAUGUAUCCAAAUUUUGAAGAAGCUACUUCUUUGAACAUUUCACAUUGACACCCUUAAAGUGUGUUACCUUUUUUACUGCCAGGUCUUCCUGUUAAAUGCUUCCAUAGCGACUUUUUCCUUAUUUCACUUGCUACAAUUUUGUAAUUGUAUAUUUAUUCAUGUGAUUGUCUGGUUAAUGUUUCUCUCCACUGCUUAGACUAAGCAUAUAAGAGCAAGGACCAUGCCUGUUUGGCUCCAGUGCUUGGUACAGUGCUUUGCAUAUAGCAGAUGCUCAAUAAGUACUUAUUGAAUGAAUGAAUAUUACAAUAUUUAUGCUCUAUUUUAUUGCAUUAGAAUAUUUUUGCUUGUCCUUUUUGAUAGAAAUGAAUGAGGGGAAUGGGAAAAUCCAAAAAUAUCACAGUGCUGAUACUAGUGUUAGGAGAUAAAGAUCUUAUAAACUUAAUACAAUUGAGACAGAGAUGGAAAUUGUUAGGUAUGAAAAUCUUUACCCUUAAUUAGAUGCUUAUUGUAUUUAAGCCAGUCAAUAGUGUAUUCAGUUUGAAGAAAAAUUGAAAUUAAAAAACUUGUAUGAAAUGUUAGAAAAAUAUCAUUGAAUAUUUUAUCUAAAAGGACAGGGGUUUAAUAAUAUAUAUAGCUUUAUAGAAACGAAACUAUCCCCUUUAACAUGUUCUUUGGACAUUGGACUUCUGUAUACAUUUUCAGAAAAACAUUAUAAAUGAUUAUGGCACUACCUUUAAUUGAACUGAUGGUUUCUCAAGGACAGGAACUACGUGUUACUUGUCUUUAUGUCCUUGUGCCUUCGAACCUAUUUUGUUUUUAGUAAAUAUCUGUUCAACAAGUGAACUAACAGCAAAAGGAAUAUAUAUCAGAUGGGUUUAAAUUUAGCUGCAUAUUACAGAAAAACCUGAAGUGACAAUAACAUUAAAAAGAUAGAGAUAUACUUCUCUCAUGUGUAAAAGAAAUCCCAAAGUAGACAGUCUGGGGUUGGUAUGGAGGUUCCAAAGGGACCUAGGCUUUUUCCAGCUUUCUCCCCAAACAUUACUAGGGUAUAGCCCUCAUUUUUGUCCUGAGUGGUUAUUAGAAUUACAGUGCUCAUCCCAGUUCCAAGCUGUAGAACUAAGGAAGGGAAAAAGGGCACAACUUUUCAAGGAGACUUCUUGACGGUCACGCAAGGCUUCCACUUUUAUCCCAUUGGCAAAUGAGAUAACUCCUAACUGCAGGAGGAGUUCUAGAGUUUGAAAGAGUUUAUCUUGAUAAUCUCCCCAGUGCAUCCAUGUAUGAGCGUAGUUACAUGCAUAGAGAUGUUAUCACCCAUGUGGUGUGCACCAAGACAGACUUUAUUAUUACUGCCAGUCAUGAUGGACAUGUUAAGUUCUGGAAAAAAAUUGAAGAGGGAAUUGAAUUUGUUAAACAUUUUCGUAGUCACCUAGGAGUUAUUGAGAGUAUUGCAGUUAGCUCUGAGGGAGCAUUGUUCUGUUCUGUGGGUGAUGAUAAAGCAAUGAAGGUGUUUGAUGUAGUGAACUUUGACAUGAUCAAUAUGCUGAAGCUUGGCUAUUUUCCCGGACAGUGUGAGUGGAUCUAUUGCCCAGGGGACGCCAUAUCUUCAGUUGCUGCUUCUGAGAAGAGUACAGGAAAAAUUUUCAUUUAUGAUGGUCGAGGAGAUAACCAGCCACUUCAUAUUUUUGACAAACUCCAUACAUCACCUCUUACUCAGAUACGACUAAACCCAGUUUACAAAGCAGUAGUGUCUUCUGACAAAUCUGGAAUGAUUGAAUACUGGACUGGGCCUCCUCAUGAAUAUAAAUUCCCCAAAAAUGUGAACUGGGAGUAUAAAACUGACACAGAUUUAUAUGAAUUUGCCAAGUGCAAGGCUUAUCCAACCAGCAUAUGUUUUUCACCUGAUGGAAAGAAAAUAGCUACUAUUGGUUCUGAUAGAAAAGUUAGAAUUUUCAGGUUUUUAACUGGAAAACUCAUGAGAGUCUUUGAUGAAUCACUAAGUAUGUUUACUGAACUGCAGCAGAUGAGGCAACAGCUACCAGACAUGGAAUUUGGCCGACGAAUGGCUGUAGAACGUGAGUUGGAGAAGGUGGAUGCAGUAAGAUUAAUUAAUAUAGUUUUUGAUGAAACUGGACACUUCGUGCUAUAUGGAACAAUGCUGGGCAUUAAAGUUAUAAAUGUAGAAACAAACCGGUGUGUGCGGAUCUUAGGCAAGCAAGAAAAUAUUAGAGUGAUGCAAUUGGCUUUGUUCCAAGGAAUAGCCAAAAAACAUCGUGCUGCAACUACUAUAGAAAUGAAAGCUUCCGAAAAUCCCGUUCUUCAGAAUAUGCAAGCUGACCCAACAAUAGUCUGUACAUCUUUCAAAAAGAAUAGAUUUUAUAUGUUUACCAAACGAGAACCAGAAGAUACAAAAAGUGCAGACUCUGACCGAGAUGUUUUUAAUGAGAAACCUUCUAAAGAAGAAGUCAUGGCAGCUACUCAAGCUGAAGGACCUAAACGAGUUUCAGAUAGUGCCAUUAUCCACACAAGCAUGGGAGACAUUCACAUCAAACUUUUUCCUGUUGAGUGCCCUAAGACAGUGGAAAACUUCUGUGUUCACAGCAGAAAUGGUUAUUACAAUGGACAUACAUUUCACCGUAUAAUUAAGGGCUUCAUGAUUCAGACAGGAGAUCCAACAGGUACUGGUAUGGGAGGAGAAAGCAUAUGGGGAGGAGAAUUUGAAGAUGAAUUUCAUUCAACAUUACGACAUGACAGACCAUAUACACUCAGCAUGGCCAAUGCUGGAUCGAAUACUAAUGGAUCCCAGUUUUUCAUAACAGUAGUACCAACGCCUUGGCUUGAUAAUAAGCACACAGUAUUUGGACGAGUGACUAAAGGAAUGGAAGUUGUACAAAGGAUCUCCAACGUCAAAGUCAAUCCCAAAACAGAUAAGCCCUAUGAGGAUGUCAGCAUCAUAAAUAUUACUGUCAAGUAAAAUAAGGUUUCAUUGUAUAUGUAAAAAGAAAAAAAACAUAUUAAACAGAAUUAUUUUACAUUAGGAAUCUCUUAAGACUUGGUAAAUAUACAAAUCAUGUUUCAAGGAUGCAAUAUUUUUAUAUUUUUCAUUAAAGGCCACUUUUUAAAACUCUG